GGUGGCCAAACAAGAGAAUUAUUUGCUGCUUCAUGCAGUUGCAAGACAUUCAGUUGCAAGAUCUAGUUGAGUUCUUAGAAACAUGGUUAAUUUCAGACAGCCUACAAUCAUCCAUCAUCUCAUAAGAACUGACAAUGAGCAGACUGAGAUACUGUCAAACUUCCUAGAGGAACUCACCGACCUAGAGGCAGAUCUCCACAGUAAUUGAGUGUCUGGAUGUGCUAAGAUGCGUAGUGCGGGACCAGCAGAGAUUCUCAGGGCCAGUCAGAAGGACGAUGAAUUCAUCAAACGGCUGCAGAGUGAUGUGAAGGAGAUUGCUCAGAGGCUCAAAGGCGACGAGUGGUGGCUGCGGUGGCACCGACACCUGGACAGUGGCGCCACCUAUGUCUACCUGCUGCUGACGACGGCGGCCGGCCUGCAGACGCUCGGAGAGGAAUACGCCGGCAUCGUGCAGGUCGUGGGCCGGCGCCGGCUGCCCGGAGCGCUGCGCCGGCUGCUGAUGGUCACUCUGCACACGUUCGGGCCGCUGCUGACGGAGCGUCUGGUGCGGCGCUGGGAGGGCCCGGCGCCGGCGCGGCCGCGUCUCAGCACCGUGCUGCGCCUCCUCUAUCAGCUCAACAUCACUGCCUUCUACCUGGGCAGCGCCUACUACCACCUGGACAAGAGGGCCACCGGUAUCCGAUACCUGCUGGUGCGGCCCUGGAUGGGUGACGCCCUCUCUCGCCGCACCUUCCUUCUGCUGGGUAUCGUAUCGAUGGUUCACCUGUGCAUCUCGGGGGCGCUGCAGCUGAGGGGUAUCGCUGCACCGGACCCCUCCAGCCCCACUGUCGGGGUGCCCGCCUCAUCAGACAGCGGGCCGGGAGCUGAUCAGACAUCCUCCUCCGGCGGGGCCGGGCCGUCAGACGGCACCGGCUCGACCCCGGAUGCCGAGGAGGAGGCGGUGCCCCACCGUCUGCGGUGCCCGCUGUGCCUGUGUCGGAGGAGUGUCAGCACGGCCACACCGUGCGGCCACCUGUUCUGCUGGUCGUGUGUGGUGGACUGGCUGCAGACCCAGCCCACCUGUCCGGUGUGCCGGGAGGAGGUGCCGCCGCACCGGGUCGUGGCGCUCAGGGCGUACGACUGAGGCGGAACGGGCGGAGGGGACACUGCGCGAUGAAAGAGCCGACUGGGCGAGUGGGCGCCGAUGACCACCGCAAUCCGGUCGCCCUUAAACCCCAAAUUCAUCAUCAUUAUCAAUAGAGACGGCUUCUGUGACUGCCGUACGUGCCGUUAAAAUGUGGUGCAGUGCAGCAGGUUUGGUCAUUUAGGGCAAUAUAAUGCUCAGUUUCUGUGGUUCAGCAUAUUGCGCAUAUUGAUGAUUAUGUCUGAUAAUGCUAGUUUACUGUAUUCCUCAUGAUAAAUAUGUCUAUUGCAUCUACGCUAGAUAGGCAGUGCCGGGUAGUCUGAAUGUAAUUGAAAUGAAAAUCAUUAUUUUUCCACCCUAUAUACUGUGUAAAAUGUGUGUUAAAACAAACUGUGAUAUUUUCGGGAAAGCAAUAGAGGAUAUGAAUAUGCAAUACGACGUUAACUUGGUC
This is a messenger RNA of Amphibalanus amphitrite, 1574 nucleotides long. RefSeq names its product peroxisome biogenesis factor 10-like (gene Pex10). Gene Ontology annotation, molecular function: zinc ion binding. The record is from RefSeq and is a predicted model, not a curated record. Bases 227 to 1123 code for a protein of 298 amino acids. The transcript is spliced from 5 exons. Lineage: Eukaryota; Metazoa; Arthropoda; Thecostraca; Balanomorpha; Balanidae. Gene Ontology annotation, cellular component: peroxisomal membrane. Gene Ontology annotation, biological process: protein import into peroxisome matrix.